Molecule: messenger RNA, 3191 nt
Organism: Seriola dumerili (greater amberjack)
Lineage: Eukaryota; Metazoa; Chordata; Actinopteri; Carangiformes; Carangidae
Product: protein O-GlcNAcase-like
Exons: 17
Coding region: 25-2451 (808 amino acids)
Biological process (GO): glycoprotein metabolic process
Molecular function (GO): beta-N-acetylglucosaminidase activity
Source: RefSeq, a predicted model, not a curated record
GGAGGCAGCGGGGUUGAGGACAGGAUGGAGGAGAAGAAGCAGUUUCUUUGUGGGGUGGUGGAAGGAUUCUAUGGGAGGCCGUGGUCUAUGGAUCAGAGGAAAGUUCUCUUCCAAUGGAUGCAGAGUUGGGGGUUGAACACCUACCUGUACGGUCCGAAAGACGACCUAAAACACAGACUGCUGUGGAGAGAAGUCUAUUCUCCUGAAGAGGAGGCUCAGUUGCGUACGCUCAUAGUGGAGGCCCAGUCGAGAGGCCUGAGGUUUGUUUACGCCCUCUCUCCUGGUCAGGACAUCGUCUUCUCUUCUGCCUGUGACCUGACGCUGCUCAAACGCAAGCUGAGACAGGUAUCAGACCUGGGUUGCCAGGCGUUUGCCAUUCUGUUUGAUGACAUCGAUCACUCCAUGUGUCAGGCCGACAGCGAGGCCUUCUCUUCAUUCGCCCAUGCUCAGGUCAAUGUAACAAAUGAGAUCUAUCGGUUCUUGGGGGAACCGCCCGUCUUCCUCUUUUGUCCAACAGAGUACUGUGGUUCUCUGUGUUCUCCCAGUGUAUCCAAGUCUCCCUACCUGCAGACUGUAGGAGAGGACCUGCUCCCCAACAUAACUGUCAUCUGGACAGGCAGUAAGGUCAUCUCUAGGAAACUAUCUGUAGACUGCCUGGCUGAGGUGGAGUCUGUCCUCCAGCGCCCCCCGCUCAUCUGGGACAACCUGCAUGCUAAUGACUAUGACUCCAGACGUCUCUUCCUGGGGCCUUUCAAGGGUCGGGAGCCUCAGCUGAGGAGCCACCUUAGGGGCCUGUUGCUCAACCCCAACUGCGAGUUUGAAGCCAAUUACAUCCCACUGCAUACGCUGGGAAGCUGGUACAGAGCUGGAAAAGAGGAGAGGAAAGAUGAGGAGUGUGAGUACUGUCCUGAUAGAGCUCUGUCUGCUGCACUACAUGAUUGGAUGGAGGAACUCAACCAACCACUGCAAGCAGGUCGACAGAGCACACGAGCAGACCAGCGUUCCUCUGCUCCAACAUCUCGUUGCAAAACUCCUGACAGAUCUGACUGCCCCUCCACAUUCAGAGGCAGCUCUGCUGUGGCCAAACUACCCGUCUUCCCCCUCAACUCCAGCUCACCUCCGUCGUCACCCACUAAGGUCAAAGAGGAAUGGGAGGAGCGAGACGGGGAGAACAAGAGGUCAAAUCAGCCUAGUCAACCCAAUCACCAACCUCCAGGAUCCAGACCUGGAGCACCAUCAGGUGGAAGCCGGGGACAGAAGGCCCAGGGUCGGGGGAUCUGCGGUGGGAAGGGUCUAUUAAGUGAGUCCCAGGUGCGGCUGCUGGUUGGUCUUCAUUAUCUUCCCCAUGAACACGGCCCAUCUGCCCAGAAACUGCUACAGGAUCUGACCUGGCUUAAAUCAAACUGCCAACUGGUCAGUGCCAACACCAAGAAGACACCGCCUCAGAAGAUUGAUGAGUGGCGUGGUCGGGCCUCCAGGCUCCUGUCUCUGUGUGAAGACAUAGCGCAGCUCCACUGCAGCGUGGUGGGCGGGGCCAACAGGGCUGUGCUCUAUGACCUUUACCCUUAUGUGUGGGACCUGAGGAACACGGCUCUGGUGGCAAAGGCCUUCAUAUGCUGGCUGGAUGGACGGGUGUUGAGUGACAGCUCCACCCUGGGCUCCUGGAGGAACUGCUUCCACUGGUGUGGCAAGACCACAGGAGCCGACCUACUGGGAGUCGAGUCGGAGCCAUGGGUGUUUAAAGGGGGGGUGUCUGGGGAGGUGCAGAUGCUUCUGCCCAUAGGCAGCAGCAGUGAACUCUUCAGUCAUCCUCCUCCUCUCUUCCCUACCUCUCGUCUCUAUAACAUCAGGCCCUACCACAGCAAGGACAAGGUGGAGUUGUAUCGGAUGGUCCGCCAACUUCACCUGAGGACUCAGGGUGGUCAAGAAUCUAGUAUUGCUCACCCAGAUGUCAUAGGAGACAGAUGUCUCGGGCCGUGCCUGGCGUUGUGCCCAGAGUAUAGCUUUAUCCUGGAGGAUGAGCUGGGUGUGUGUGGCUGUGUGUUGGGCAUCUUGGAUGUUCGCUCUUUUGCCAAGCGGUGCCAGGCCACCUGGAUGCCCGCCAUGAGGGACAAAUAUCCACCCAAGGGAGGCAAUGCACACCCCAACACACAGGACUUGAUCCAGCUGAUGGAGGAGGACCAGGGUGAGUACCCGGACUCCCUCCUCUAUCACUUCCCCUCUCAGCUGCGACUGGAUGCCCUGCCGGAGCUGGUGGACAUCAGCGUCAGCCGCACCCUGCUCACCGCCCUCCUUACCGCACUCAAGGCAAACGGUUCUCAGGGUGUGUUCUGUGAAGUGCAGCCGACAGACCGUCAGAGGCUGGAGUUCUUGACAAAACUGGGCUUCCUGGAGAUCCUCAGAGGAGAAGCCAGGAGCAGAGAGGGAGUGGUGCUGGGGAGGCUGCUCUGAACAUAAAAACACAUACACACACACACACACACACACACACACACACACACACACAUGCACACACACACACAUGCGCCUGGUCACACACGUACACUCCGCUAGAAACAUGUAACGACACUUGCACCAUGCAGUAGAUACACAAAGGCACUUGCUUACACUGAAAGAAGUUAGAAAAUAUGUUUUCUCCAUCAGGAGAGAAAACCUUUGUGAAGGAACAGUCCUGGAUUGCUUUGAGUCUGUGUGGCAGUAAUGGGGAUGAACCCAGAGAUUUCUGAGGGAUUUACAAAAUAUAAAAUAAGCCUUGAAUUGAAACCUUCAGCAGAGCUGUGCUAAUCUUUCCUGGUUCUUCCCCUGUCUGAGGAUUACAAGGUUUAGUCAAGUUUCAAGGAAGUCAGUAACAGAAUAGGUUGAUGCAGGAGCAGAGCGCUAAAUCACAGCAGCAGCAAAGUUCUCCUCUCUAUCAUAUGGAUCUUUUUAGUGGCUAUAAUCAAUAUUUUUAUUAAGAAUGGAUCACAUGAUUGCUUGGAUGUAAAAUGGACCGAUCAUAGUGACAUGGAGCACCCACAGAGAAAUAGCAUUCAACGCUGCAGUUCUCCUCAGAUCUGCAGGAGCGUAUUAGUAUCUCUCGUUUUGUUUUUUUCUGGUCCACAACUUUACUCUUUCACUCACCGUCAUCAGUGUCGUUCCCAGUCGCAGCAGGCGAGGCUUCAAGGAUCUGCCCUGCUGAGGUGUCCUUAAGC